Populus nigra (black poplar) is the source of this 1157-nucleotide messenger RNA. RefSeq names its product vacuolar protein sorting-associated protein 32 homolog 2. NCBI's taxonomy places the organism in Eukaryota, Viridiplantae, Streptophyta, Magnoliopsida, Malpighiales, Salicaceae. The record is from RefSeq and is a predicted model, not a curated record. Bases 220 to 867 code for a protein of 215 amino acids. The transcript is spliced from 8 exons. Gene Ontology annotation, biological process: vesicle budding from membrane; late endosome to vacuole transport via multivesicular body sorting pathway. Gene Ontology annotation, cellular component: ESCRT III complex; cytoplasmic side of plasma membrane; multivesicular body.
GAACAUCACGCUUCGGGGGAGAUAAAAAAUAAAAUAAAAUAAAUCCCCAAAACAAAACCGGCCUCUCUCUCUCUCUCUCUCUCUCUCUCUGUAUUCUCUCGUCAACGUGUCCAUCAUCAAAAGCCCUAAUAUCUGAAUUCGAUCUUCCUCGAUUUGAUUUUCACAGUAGAUCGCGAGGCAGACGGGCAGGCAGGGUUCUUAAACCUAACACAAUCCACCAUGUUUAACCGCUUAUUUGGAAAACCUAAGCUGGAAUCCAGUGCCCUUACUUCGUUAGACAAAUUAAACGAGACACUUGAAAUGCUCGAGAAAAAGGAGAAGGUUCUAGUUAAAAAGGCAGCGGCCGAAGUUGAAAAGGCUAAGGAAUUCACUAGAGGGAAGAACAAAAGGGCUGCAAUUCAAUGUUUGAAGAGGAAGAGGUUGUAUGAGCAGCAAAUAGAACAACUUGGAAACUUUCAAUUACGUAUUCAUGAUCAGAUGAUAAUGCUAGAAGGUGCAAAAGCUACUACUGAAACUGUAGAUGCAUUAAGAACUGGUGCAUCUGCUAUGAAGGCAAUGCAGAAAGCAACGAAUAUUGAUGAUGUGGACAAGACAAUGGAUGAGAUCAAUGAGCAGACAGAGAACAUGAAACAGAUUCAAGAAGCAUUAUCAACCCCCAUUGGUUCUGCAGCUGAUUUUGAUGAGGAUGAAUUGGAGGCAGAACUUGAAGAACUGGAAGGAGCUGAAUUGGAAGAACAGCUUCUUCAGCCAGCAACAACAGCUCCAGCAGCUCCAGUGCACGUCCCAGCUGGCAGGAAACCAGCUCCUCAAAAACGCACCGCUGAGGAAGAAGAACUUGCUGACUUGCAAGCUGAGAUGGCACUCUGAGCAGGUACCAUGUUCCAGAACAAAGAGAUUAUUUACUUUGCGUAAAUUAAGUUUGUGCGUCCAUCUUCUUCUUCAGAAGAUUGUCCAUGCUGUAUUAUGGAGUUUCUGCUGCUACUCCCACGCAUCCAGUGUGCAUCGAGGAGUGAAUAGACAAUGUAUAUAAAAGAUUGCGUAAACUGAAUCUAGUUCCCCUUAAAAUUUGUAUCCUGACGUUUGAAGCUUUUUGGUUGUGUUUGGUAUCACAUUUACUCGAUAACAUUUCUUUCUCGGCAAGGGGAUUCUUUGACAAA